Messenger RNA from Gamsiella multidivaricata, 1037 nucleotides. RefSeq lists its product as uncharacterized. The transcript has 2 exons. NCBI's taxonomy places the organism in Eukaryota, Fungi, Mortierellomycota, Mortierellomycetes, Mortierellales, Mortierellaceae. The coding region runs from base 216 to 1037 and encodes 273 amino acids. The record is from RefSeq and is a predicted model, not a curated record.
CGGAAACCGCACUUGUGUCCUGAACAAACUCUUCAUGUCAACCAUCGAGCGGCACUCCUUACCCAGACCUACGAACUUCAUGAAUACCCGAUCCCGCGACUCUUCGUUGCCUUACCAGCAACACCUCCACACUUGAGAGACAAAAUAGGGACAGCUAUUCGAAAAAGCAGUUUCAGCCGUUUUUUCCUGUGCGGUGCGAGCGCGGUACUCACACCAUGAUCGAGAGCUCCAAGGUCCGACACGAGGUUCAUCUGGCAAAGCGCGAGGGGUAUGCAACUGUGAAACCCACAGAGUUCUUUAAGGAGUAUGGGUUGUACGUCCUGAUGUUGAUGUACAUGAUCAAGUACGGCACUGCGCCCGCCGGAAUGGUAGUUGCGCCCCUGGCCCAGUUCCAGCUGGUGGAGGGGAUCGAGGAAGUCCACAAGUAUCUUGACUUCACCAACGAAACCUUCAUUCGUCUAUCGACCAUGGAUAAGCUCGAGGCACUGGGGGGAUCGGAUCUGAGGCGACUGAAAUCAUACCUGAGGGCCGCCGACAAGGGUCGCACCUUAGGCAGUUUCUGCCAGAUAGUGACUCAGGAAGGAUAUGUCAAAUGGGUGUACGUGGACCACUACCGCGAAAAUUACCGCGAGUCCGUGAUGCAGAGGUUAUGGAAUGCUGUUGAGGCGAACAAGGGAUCAUUCUCUGAGGAGACUGGCAAGAUCGAGAUUUCGUUGGGAUCAAGCACCCUGGAGCUGAAGAUCUUACUGGGCUGGGAUAUGAUGCUGGAAGACCUACGCAAUCUGGAUGACGCUGUCACAAAGACGAGUGUUCUCCACCUAUGGGUCAAUGGCUCAUACGGGCCAUCCGGCAUGAGACUGUCGCUUCAACGGGCGUCUACAGUCAGUGAAUGUCAAGGGCUUUUCGGACUUUUUCUCGCGCAUGUCUACCUCGUCUUUCUCGUCGACCUCCGUACUCAGAGUAAUACUAGUCGAUUCAAGUCUCUGAUCCCGCAACAAGUCCGUGGCAUCCUUCCAGAUUACAAUACCUGGCGUUGA